GUCAUUGUAGUUUGCGAGGUAUUUUUAUUCUUGUUGGAAACUAUCUCGACAUGGAGAAGCAUUCGUAAAAAGACCAACAAAUCGAGAAUAAAACUGAGCGCUUGGCAAAUUUGGAAGAAAGUUUCCAUCCUGAAAAAGUGCUUUAUCUCCUGCAACUUGGUGAUGAUGUGUGACUGCAUAUUUUUCCUGCUUCAACAAAUUGUGCCGUUGACAUACACCAACCGUUUAUGCACUACAGCACUGCGGAUACUUGGUCCAACUCUGUUCCCGUGUUGUUUAGCAUUCGUUUACGUAUUCCUUAUGGUGAGACAGCAUCGUCUGCAAAGUAAGGCAGUUCUUAAGAGUCUUUUACCAACAUGGCUUAAAAAGUUACAUACGGUUGCAUUUUUGGUGACCUUUCUAACCGUGACAUACCCCGUGUUUUUUGCUUGGAUUCCCAUAUACUCCGGUGAGGCGAUUCCGAUGGCUUACUAUGACAACGGCUCCUGCUAUCAAACACCAACUGCAAAGAAUCCUGCCUUCCCCUUCUUUCCAACAGUGAUACCUGUCAUAUACAUUUAUCUCUUUUACAAAAUUUUAAGAGUACACGGAAAGAACACAGAAAAUUUGUCGGUUUCUAACAAAAGAAUGGAUAAUACGUUACGUCGGUGCCUCGUUUUCUCAUCCAUUUGCAUUACAACUGACUUAAUAUGUUCGAUGGGCAUGGUUUACGCCACCAAUGUAGUACCUAUGGAAAUCCCUUUACUAUUUGCUCGCAUCGAUAGUUUUCUCAACCUGGUGUGUCUUCUCUUCUGCUUUAAAUCAACCUCCUUACAUUACCUGGCCUCCUGCAUGGCACGAGCAACGCAAUCUAAUACAAAAGUACAACAAAUUCGCAUCGAAAACAGUCGAGCAGUUUCCACAAUCACCAAAAGAAAUACUACAGAAGAUAUCUAGUGUUAUUAGGAUUUAAAACCCACGUUUAAUAUUUAGUUGUUAUUCUAUAUAAUAGGGUGGGGGAAGAUGGGACACCUUUAGCACAU
Messenger RNA from Ciona intestinalis (vase tunicate), 1022 nucleotides. The record is from RefSeq and is a predicted model, not a curated record. NCBI's taxonomy places the organism in Eukaryota, Metazoa, Chordata, Ascidiacea, Phlebobranchia, Cionidae.